AGAAGUAAGAAAAUGCUGGGAUCAGAACGAGGUGUCGUGGAAGAAUGGCUGUCAGAAUUCAAGGCAUUACCUGAAACACAAAUUUCCAGCUAUGCAGCUACAUUGCACCGAAAAAAGCCACUGGUACCAGCUCUUUAUAAGGUCAUUCAAGACCCAAAUAAUGAGCUUCUGGAGCCUGUUUGCCACCAACUCUUUGAACUUUAUCGUGGUUCUGAAGUUCGACUCAAGAGAUUCACACUGCAGUUUUUGCCGGAGUUGAUCUGGGUGUAUCUGCGUCUUACUGCCAGCAGGGAUAGGCAGAGCAAUGGUUGCAUUGAAGCAUUGCUGCUUGGCAUUUACAACUUGGAAAUUGCUGACAAAGAUGGAAACAACAAAGUUUUAUCUUUCACCAUCCCUUCGUUAUCUAAACCCUCAAUAUAUCAUGAGCCCUCUACUAUUGGAUCCAUGGCUUUAACUGAAGGAGCUCUAUGUCAGCAUGAUCUCAUCAGGGUAGUUUACAGUGAUCUUCAUCCUCAGAGAGAAACCUUCACAGCACAGAACCGGUUUGAGGUGCUGAGCUUUCUUAUGCUGUGCUACAAUUCUGCUAUUGUCUACAUGCCUGCCUCUUCUUAUCAGUCACUUUGUAGGAUGGGUUCCAGGCUAUGCGUGAGUGGAUUUCCACGGCAGCAUGAGAAACGCUGGAGAGAACACUGUGGCAGGGUGGUGUUAGACCCUGACUUCAUGGUGCAGCUGCUCACAGGUGUCUAUUACACCAUAUAUAAUGGUCAGUGGGAUCUUGGCCAGGAGGUAUUGGAGGACAUAAUUUACAGAGCACAGCUUGAACUCUACUCACAGCCUCUGCUGGUUGCAAAUGCCAUGAAGAACUCGCUGCCCUUUGAUGCUCCUGAUUCAUCGCAGGAAGGCCAGAAGGUACUGAAGGUAGAAGUUACUCCAACAGUGCCGAGGAUUUCUCGGACUGCUAUUACAACAGCUUCUAUCCGCCGUCAUCGCUGGAGGAGAGAAGAUACUGAAGGUGUAAAUGGAGGAGAAGAAUCUGUGAACCUUAAUGAUGCUGAUGAAGGAUUUUCAUCAGGAGCUUCCCUCAGCAGCCAGCCAAUUGGGACCAAACCUCUAUCAUCUGUAUCCCAGAAGGGCAGCUUCAGGAAAACAGCAAGUGGGCGUUCUGCUAAGGAUAAAGAAACCUCUCCUGCAGCAAAAUCCAACGAGAGCCCUCGAGAUUCAGUAGCUCGGAAGCAGUACGUGCACCAAUCCACUGACCUUGGUGCAGAUACAAUUGAGAUGACACCUACUAAGAAACACCUGAGCCUGCCUGCUGGGCCAGUGGUGCCAAAAGCCAACAGUUUAGGCCUGAUCAGGACCGCCAGUGCUUCCUCCAGUAAAUCGUUUGACUAUGUGAAUGGUAGUCAAGCAGGCUCCAGUGUUGGAGCUGCUACAGAGGGUGUUACCAAUCUAGCAGCUGGCAACACCAAUCGGUUUUCAACUAUCAGCCUACAGGACGACCGACUAGGCCAAGCUGGGGAAGGUAAAGAUCUCCUUCCCCCAGUAGCUCCCCUAACCAAGCAGUCUCGAUCUCCAAGUUUCAAUAUGCAGCUGAUAUCCCAGGUGUAACUCUGGCUCCCUUCCUUAGGACUCCCUUUUUCCCCUUAAUCCCCUGGCAAGUUCAUCCUUAGGCAAAACAUGAACCAUCGUCCCACGGUGUGAAAAUACUGACUGUUGUGAUCUUGUUUGAUUUGGUUUAGCUACCAUACUGUAUUACUGAUACAGCAAUAAUUCUUACCUCACCUUCAUCCUCCCCCCCACCUUGUACACAUGGUUGUGGAGCAGUAUAUAACGUACUGUAUGCCUUUUUCCAUGCCUUCCUUCCUCCUUGGGUGAUGUGCAAUCCAUCGUAGGCUGAUCAGUCCCAUUUCAACACUGUGAGACUGAAGACAUCGGCGGAAAUGGUGAAUGUGAUCCCUAUGAGAUGAUGCUUUGGCUUUGCUAAGAAAUAGAAACGGGUUUGUUUUCUCGGUCUACAGUACUGCAAAGACUACUGGAUCAUGACUUUUCUUUCUCAGAACCAGGAGUGCCUCAGAGAUUCUAGUGUGACUUUGGACCUCUCUGAGUCUGUGCAAUCAGUUCUGGGGAGGGGAUUGUCAUUGCUGCUCCUGGCUGCCUACAGCACUUUUUUCAUUGAAAUAAGGGUAGUUUUUUCUUGCC
Apaloderma vittatum (bar-tailed trogon) is the source of this 2199-nucleotide messenger RNA. It is a transcript of the gene HYCC2, whose product is annotated as family with sequence similarity 126, member B. The transcript is spliced from 10 exons. The coding region runs from base 13 to 1608 and encodes 531 amino acids. Gene Ontology annotation, biological process: protein localization to plasma membrane; phosphatidylinositol phosphate biosynthetic process. NCBI's taxonomy places the organism in Eukaryota, Metazoa, Chordata, Aves, Trogoniformes, Trogonidae. The record is from RefSeq and is a predicted model, not a curated record. Gene Ontology annotation, cellular component: plasma membrane.